GGCAGAGACAUGUGCGCGAGAAGUAAGCUUUGAGCGAGUGUGUAUUUGGUUUGCUCUGCAGCGAGUUGCCAUCUGAGAGCUAUGAAGAGCAUGUUGACGUUUUUCAAUAACCAAUUGCUUUCCGCGGGUUUGCCUACACUCGUUUUCAGUAUUCAGUAAGAGUUCCACAUAGCCGGUUGCUUCCAAACAAACUAAAGGUGUCGUGGUGAAGAUAACAAUAAAUUUAAUAAUAUUUACAUGUGCAAAUAUAUCAAUUGUUUUGAUGAUUAUCAUUGUUGUUUUAAAAUUGGUCAGGUGAAUUGUUGCUACAACUAGGCGUCGUUGAGUAGCAACGCGAAUUCAAUAUUCUAUCAUUCGGUCGCUGGUGUGCUUUAGGUUAUGUGUUUACAACUAAACAAUUUCAUUUGUAGCAAUUAAUUGGUUAUCAUACAAUGUUGGAAAGCAUUUAAAUGAAUACGUGGACGGAUAUUUUCUAGCAUCAGAAUAACUAACAAUUAAAACAAGAGGACGUUUUUGCCAUGAAUUCAAUAAUGAGAGUGGGCAUUUUAGUAAAAAAUGUAACGGCAAUAACAACGUCGUAUUAUAGCAGAUCAAGUAGUUGUUAUAAUUAUUCGAGCGUCGCAACAGGUGUUACUGAGUCAAAGCAUCAACCAUCAGAUGGAACACCAGCGCCAACAACAACCACCGGAGCGGGAACAAACAUAGCUACUGUCUCCUCUCCUAGCUAUGUAAAGCGUGAUUCCAAAAUGUCAAAGGUUGAGCCGAUAAGCAUUGAGCCACUAACAGAUACUUUUGGACGCCACCACACAUAUCUGCGGAUCUCAUUGACCGAACGUUGUAAUUUGCGUUGUCAAUACUGCAUGCCAGAGGAAGGUGUGCAAUUACAACCGAAAACAAAUCUUCUAACGACCGAAGAAAUCAUCUAUUUAGCACGAAUUUUUGUUGAACAGGGCGUGCGUAAAAUUCGAUUAACUGGCGGCGAGCCUACGGUGCGUAGAGAUAUAGUAGAUAUCAUUGCCAAAAUUAAAUCUAUACCUAAACUUGAAACUGUGGGUAUCACCACGAAUGGGCUGGUAUUAACACGUCUACUAUUGCCAAUGCAACGCGCUGGACUCGAUGCGGUAAAUAUUAGUUUGGACACUUUGCGCCCGAAACGUUUCGAAGAAGUCACACGACGAAAGGGUUGGGAACGGGUUAUAGCUGGGAUUGACUUGGCCCUGCAAUUGGGUUAUAAGCCGAAAUUGAACUGUGUACUCAUGCGCAAUUUCAACGAAGAUGAGAUUUGUGAUUUUAUCGAGUUCACCAAAGAUCGUGCUGUGGACGUUCGAUUCAUAGAGUAUAUGCCAUUCACUGGCAAUAAAUGGCAAACCGAUCGAUUGGUUUCUUAUAAAGAAACUUUGGAGAUUAUCAAAAAUAGGUGGCCUGAUUUUCGAGCCUUGCCAAAUGGCCCAAAUGAUACCUCAAAGGCAUACGGCGUACCCGGCUUCAAAGGACAAGUGGGUUUUAUCACUUCUAUGACUGAACAUUUCUGUGGCACCUGCAAUCGAUUACGACUUACCGCCGACGGGAAUAUUAAAGUUUGCUUAUUUGGCAAUAAAGAAUUUUCUCUGCGUGAUGCUAUACGUGCCAAGUGCUCCGAAGACGAUCUGAUUGCAUUGAUUGGAGCAGCAGUUAGUCGGAAGAAAAAGCAGCAUGCUGAAAGAUUCAUUCAUAACGACAUUGCCACAGCACGAAUACAUCACAAACAUAAUAAAAUUUUUGAGAACCAGCAGUACCAUUGGACAAAAUCUCAGAACUUUAGCGACCAUGUGUCAUUGCCAGUUACUUUUCCUGUUAUUGCUAGUCGCGUAAGCAUACAACCAAUAACCAAAUAUGCGCAAACACGUGGAUUUGGUACGACGAGCAUAAAAAGCGACUCUUUUGUUGGCAGUAGCGAUUCUAAUUUGACUCAUGUAGAUGAAGCUGGAAAAGCUCAAAUGGUUGAUGUCACAAAGAAGCAAAGCAACCAGCGAGAAGCCGAGGCACGCGCUAGAGUGGUAGUUGGAUCGCACAUUGCUCAACUUAUAAACAAGAACACCAUGAUUAAGGGCGAUGUCCUUAGUGUGGCCCAGCUGGCUGGGAUAAUGGGCGCCAAACGAACUUCAGAACUAAUACCGCUUUGUCACAACAUUACGUUAACCUCAGUAAAGGUGGAAGUUAAAUUAAGUCUGCCAACAAACAGUGUAGAAAUAUAUGGUCGUGUAAAGUGUACAGGCCAAACUGGUGUGGAAAUGGAAGCACUUACUGCUGUCACCGUGGCGGCUCUUACUAUUUACGACAUGUGUAAAGCCGUCUCGCAUGAUAUAACAAUCACAGAUAUAAAGCUCUGGCAGAAAACAGGUGGUAAACGGAGUUUUGAUCGCAAUAUGGACAAAUCCAAUACAUUUUAGA
Anastrepha ludens (Mexican fruit fly) is the source of this 2430-nucleotide messenger RNA. RefSeq names its product molybdenum cofactor biosynthesis protein 1 (gene Mocs1). Gene Ontology annotation, biological process: Mo-molybdopterin cofactor biosynthetic process. Gene Ontology annotation, molecular function: cyclic pyranopterin monophosphate synthase activity; GTP 3',8'-cyclase activity; 4 iron, 4 sulfur cluster binding. The transcript has 6 exons. The coding region runs from base 519 to 2429 and encodes 636 amino acids. The record is from RefSeq and is a predicted model, not a curated record. NCBI's taxonomy places the organism in Eukaryota, Metazoa, Arthropoda, Insecta, Diptera, Tephritidae.